CCCAGUAACGUGACUCAAACAGGAAGUAAAGUCGAGCUGAUGAACUUCUCAUAAACACGUCUGGUUCUCCGGUCAUCAGUCACCGGUCUGACCCUCGGUGUGGUGCUGGACGGGCUGAAAUACUGCGGUUUGGAGUCCAGUGGGAUUUAAGAGGCAGACAGCAGCUAUGGGCUCCAUGUUUCGCAGUGAGGAGGUGUGCCUGGUGCAACUCUUCCUGCAGUCCGGCUCGGCCUAUAACUGUGUCAGUGAGCUUGGAGAGCUGGGCCUGGUUGAGUUCAGAGACCUGAAUCCUAAUGUGAACGCCUUUCAGAGGAAGUUUGUUGGCGAAGUUAGACGAUGCGAGGAACUUGAGAAAACUUUCACAUUCCUGGAGCAGGAGAUCAACCGCUCCCUGUCCCCUCCAUUGAAGGGCCCCCUCCCUCCUCCUUGCCCUACACCUUUGGCCCCCCAGCCGCGCGAGCUCAUCACCAUUGAGGAAGAAUCUGAGCGGCUGGCCAGAGAGCUCAAAGAGGUGUCCAGAAACAGAGACAGCCUCCGGGCCCAGCUGACCCAGCUCUGUCAGUACCGAGGAGUCUUGACCAAAACACACUCUCUCACAGCCUCACAGGCUCCGCCCCCUGUAUUGGAAAGUCAAGGCCUGUUUGAUAACCGCCAAGAUGUCCAUCUGAGUUUUGUGGCAGGAGUGGUCCAUCCUUGGAAAGUCCCUUCCUUUGAACGGUUGUUAUGGCGGGCGUGUCGUGGUUAUAUCAUUGUGGAUUUCAGAGAAAUGGAGGACCGACUCGAGCAUCCGGACACGGGUGAAAUGGUGCAAUGGACAGUGUUCCUCAUUUCUUUCUGGGGAGAUCAAAUUGGACAGAAAGUCAAGAAGAUUUGUGAUUGCUUCCGCACACAGACAUUUGCCUACCCUGAGAAUCCUGCUGACAGAGAGAAGAUUCUUCAGGGGCUUGAAGGUAGAAUUGAGGAUAUCAAAUCAGUGUUGUCACAAACCGAGGCCUUUCUGCAGCAGCUGCUGAUGAAGGCGGUGGCUGUCCUGCCCCAGUGGAAAGUGCGGGUGCAGAAGUGUAAAGCAGUUCAGAUGGUACUGAAUCUCUGCAGCCCCUCAGUCACUGACAAAUGCCUGAUCGCAGAGGCCUGGUGUCCCACCGCCAAGCUGCCUGAGCUGCAGAGUGCUCUCAGAGAGGGAGGGAGGAAGAGUGGCAGUGGGGUCGACUCUUUCUACAACCGCCUGCCGUCCACCACCCCUCCCCCCACACUGUUUCCUAUCAACUCUUUCACAGCUGGUUUCCAAAACAUUGUUGAUGCUUAUGGAGUGGCCAGCUACCGAGAAGUAAAUCCAGCGGUGUACACCAUAAUUACAUUCCCAUUCCUCUUUGCUGUGAUGUUCGGGGAUGUGGGUCAUGGGUUACUGAUGGCGCUGGCUGCCCUCUGGAUGGUCCUCGAGGAAAAGGACCCCAAACUGAGGAACAACACUAAUGAGAUCUGGAGGAUGAUGUUUGGAGGACGGUAUCUUAUUCUGCUGAUGGGACUCUUCUCAAUCUACACCGGGGCCAUUUACAACGAGUGCUUCAGCAGAGGCCUCAGCACAUUCAGCUCUGCAUGGCAUGUCGGCCCCAUGUUUGAGAAGAACAUAUGGAAUGCAACAGUCCUCGCAGAAAACCAGUACCUGUCCAUGGAUCCUGUUGUUCCAGGUGUUUUUAACAGCCCCUAUCCAUUUGGCAUUGACCCGGUCUGGGGUCUGUCCAACAACAAACUAACUUUCCUGAACUCAUACAAGAUGAAGAUGUCAGUCAUCAUUGGUGUCAUUCAUAUGACUUUUGGAGUCUGCUUGUCAUUCUUCAACCACUGGCACUUUGGGAAAAUAAGAAACAUCUUCUUUGUGCUGAUCCCCGAGCUCUUCUUUAUGGUCUGUCUGUUUGGCUACUUGGUGUUCAUGGUGGUCUUCAAAUGGAUUGCCUACACUCCUACCCAGUCCAAAGUCGCCCCCAGUAUACUUAUCCACUUCAUAGACAUGUUCCUCUUCACAGACAACGCUGAAAACCAACAACUCUACACAGGACAGCUUAUAGUGCAGAAGAUUCUGGUGGUUAUGGCCCUGUGUUCUGUCCCAGUCCUCCUGUUUGGGAAACCCACUUGUGAAUACAUCACAUUCAAGAGAAGGCGGCGCUACAUGCAACAGGAGGAAGACAGACGUCCGCUGGUGGCUGAUGAUGGCUCCAUCAAUGCUCGCCAGGGAGAUGUGGAGGGAAGUGCAGUUGAAGAGGAGGAGUUUGAUGCUGCAGAUGUGUACAUGCAUCAGGCCAUCCACACCAUAGAGUACUGCCUGGGCUGCAUCUCCAACACUGCCUCUUACCUCCGACUCUGGGCUCUGAGUUUGGCUCAUGCCCAGCUCUCUGAGGUGUUGUGGGUUAUGGUGAUGCGCAUUGCUCUGAAGUGGGAGGGCUAUGUCGGAUCUGUUGUUCUCUUUGUGGUCUUUGCCUUCUUUGCAAUGUUGACCAUCUCCAUCCUCCUGGUGAUGGAGGGACUCUCUGCUUUUCUGCACGCUCUCCGUCUGCACUGGGUGGAGUUUCAGACCAAGUUCUACAGUGGAACAGGCUACAAGCUCAGCCCUUUCUGCUUCUCAUCUCUUAUUAAUGCAUCACCUGCUAUAUGAUCAGCCAAACAAUUACUUAGGAUUGCCAAAUGGUUAUGUUAACUUAUGUUUACCUGACCCACACACAUCAGAUUUACUGCCUAUCUUAAUAAUGGUCCUCGUUGAGAUUUGAAACUGUUAAAUUCACUUGUUAAGUGAUCAUGAUGAUAUCGACUGUAGAAUGAGAAUGUGUCCUUAAAUUAUGAAAUUAUAAUGGCAUAAUAUGAAAUGAACAAAUACACUUUUGUACCCCCUUGCUCAGUUUUCACUAUCAGUGUUAUGAACUGUUUUCUGAUGACUCUUUUGUAGCUCAAACAAUGGUUGGUAAUUAUUCAGUCACCUCAUGAACAUUUAUAUUUUAGGACUGAAUUAUGAAAAGGGAAAGCACAUCAAUGAAUAUGUUGCAGUUUAAGGGAUUAUUAGAUUGUUGAACCGUUUCACUGUGCUUUAAUAAGUCAGUCCGAAAGGUUUCUUCAUAUGAUGGCUGGGAAUAAUCUGAAUGAUCUUCAUGAGCCAAAGAUACUUCUCUUUCAUUGUCUUGUCUUCCGAACACAGCAGAUCUUUAAUGCUCAUUUUUUUCAUGUGCCUUACCUAGGCUGAGUGCUUGUAUACAUUCAGCCUUUUGGACGCAUCUUAACAUCCAUUGUUGUGCCAUUAUGAUUAGGACAUGAAUCCUUCUUUUCUGACUGCACUGUCAAAUGGAACAAAUAUGAACUGAAAUUAAAUAUGAUUUUCUUGUUUA
Molecule: messenger RNA, 3371 nt
Organism: Notolabrus celidotus (New Zealand spotty)
Lineage: Eukaryota; Metazoa; Chordata; Actinopteri; Labriformes; Labridae
Gene: tcirg1b
Product: T cell immune regulator 1, ATPase H+ transporting V0 subunit a3b
Exons: 21
Coding region: 167-2650 (827 amino acids)
Biological process (GO): vacuolar acidification; proton transmembrane transport
Cellular component (GO): plasma membrane; vacuolar proton-transporting V-type ATPase complex; vacuolar proton-transporting V-type ATPase, V0 domain
Molecular function (GO): proton-transporting ATPase activity, rotational mechanism; ATPase binding
Source: RefSeq, a predicted model, not a curated record